Molecule: messenger RNA, 2085 nt
Organism: Xenopus tropicalis (tropical clawed frog)
Lineage: Eukaryota; Metazoa; Chordata; Amphibia; Anura; Pipidae
Gene: aire
Product: autoimmune regulator
Exons: 13
Coding region: 26-1876 (616 amino acids)
Biological process (GO): humoral immune response; regulation of translation
Cellular component (GO): nucleus; cytoplasm
Molecular function (GO): DNA binding; translation regulator activity
Source: RefSeq, a predicted model, not a curated record
UAGCACUGGAUACAGGAUUCCCAGGAUGUCGGAGCGAGACCCUUCCCCAUCCAGCCAGGAUCUUCGCACUCUCCUGAAAUGGUACCGCACUGAGAUAGCUGUGGCUGUGACUGACCUGUUCCCUCUGCUGCACGGCAUGAUGGACAGAGAACUCAUUACUGAGGAGAGAUUCCAGGAAACACAGCGGGUUGGGGAGGACAGUGGUGCUCAGAAGGCUUCCCAUACUCUUUUCACGUGGCUUUUAAGCUGUGAUUUGCCCAUCAUCCAAGGCUUCUGGUCUCUCCUGUCUACUGAUUAUAUACUCAACAGCUACCCACGUCUCUCAGGAAUUCACAGCUUACUUUUUGCAGUUACAGGCUCAUCUCACCACAAGGCUCGGAGACAACCCCAUACCAACAAACCUGUAUCUCAUCCGAAACCCCAGGCUAAACGAAAAGCUGGAGCAGACAAAGACACAUUUGCAGUGUAUCCAUUGCGCGCUGGCCCACCAGCCAAAACAAAGCCUCCGCGGAAAGCUGAGAAACCUAUGAUUUUGGAUUGUCCUCUUAUACAACCUCCACAGAAAAUCCCAAGCGUAUUGCCUGUGAAUCAGAAUGACAAGAAGCCUGUGUCCUACACCAUCAGCAAACCACCGGCCAACACAGGUUCUAGCAUCGACAGAUCCAUGCAGAUGGAAAGAGAACUAGAAGCUGUAGAAAAGAACCCAACUCAUCCUUUGAAACUGACUCUGCGUCCUAAGCUUAUCUCUCAGCAGGUUGGUUCCAUUGCCCUUUCUGUUCCUGCUGAAUUGCCUCAAUACCAGAGUAAUGACGAUGAGUGCUCAGUGUGCAGAGAUGGGGGGGAGUUAAUAUGUUGCGAUGGAUGCCCACGGUCCUUUCACCUUUCCUGCUUGGUGCCGCCUUUGACCCAUAUUCCAAGCGGCACAUGGAGAUGUGAUACUUGCAAUACAGGGAGACCUAUGUCAGAUGGACAACCUGAGAUGGGGGAAACCACUGGGUUAUCUAAGAAGCCCUCACAGGAGUCUGCAGAGACCCAAAGCCAGAAGAGAAUGAAAGUCUGUGAGAUGCUAGCAGACAAGCAUGACAGCAUCAUACAGAAGUCCAACUCAAUCCAGAACCAGAUUUACCCUCAGAUAGUAGCCCAGCCGGAGAUCUGCCCAAAACCUACAGCCCGAACACAGACCUGCUCACAACAACAAAGCUCUUACCAAGCUCCCCCUCAGCCUCAGGCCUGCCCCCAGUCACUUUCAAGCCUCUGCAUGUCUCAGACACCCUUAAGGCAGUUUUGCUCGCAACUUGUGCCCAGGUCUCAUAUAAGAACCUCACAUCAGCUGCAGACCAACUCUCAACAUUUGUCUAUUCCUCAACCUUGUUCCACAUCUGGUCCUCAGAUACCUUGUACUACUCUCACCCUUCAGUCCCAGAACUGCCCUACUCCACCAGACAAUACACUCUCCUGCCAAACACCUAGUGUCCAAACUCAGCAUAGCACACCCUGUGCUUUACAGAAAGAGCCUUGUCCUCCAGCAUCAUCAGAACCUAAACUCUGCAUUCCACUUGCACCUUUAAAUGCCAUUAACUCUCCCACUGAGCCCCAGUCUGAGAUCAGUGCAAGGGAACCUUCCCAGGGCGAAGUGCCCAUCUUGCCAAUACCCAGGGCAACAGAAUCCAACUCUGGUACCUCCUUAGCUCAAGAAGAGAUGGUACCUGCACCAGUACCUCUUCAAUCUGAAAUAGGAGAGCUCAAGGUUCCAGCAGAAGUCGCAGGAAGCAACUUGACAUUAAGUCGACAUGAACUCGAAUGCCUUAUUGCUGAGAGCUCCUUUGAUUGCUUCCUGCAAUGGGCAUUUCAGAACAUUUCCCGUCCUGUGCAGUGACCAUAAUCCUGUUUGAGGAUAGCAUAUUCCAGGGCACCUUGACUGUGAUAUUCCUAAAACACCAAUGGAGGGAGUAACUGCUGAGGAAUAUAGAGGAAUUCCAUAUAGUAAUUUUAAAAACGUGUUUUAUCAGAAUUUAACCCAUAAGCAUAUAAUAUAAACAUAAACCACAUUUGUGAUUGCUUAAUAAAGUUAUUUCCUGCUCAUCA